Molecule: messenger RNA, 6761 nt
Organism: Pocillopora meandrina
Lineage: Eukaryota; Metazoa; Cnidaria; Anthozoa; Scleractinia; Pocilloporidae
Source: the annotation of a GenBank genome assembly
CAGCAAAACACGAUGACGAUCUCGAAAGCGUGGUCGGGUUGAUCAUAGAAAGAUGGUUGUACAGAAGUUUCUGGAAUUUGUGUUGUUAAAAGAGCAAGUCGAUCCAAAAUUUGCGUCAGUCGAAAAGAGUGUAAAUUAUUUGUUUGGCGUACAGCUGACUCGAGAGGAAGAGGAUAGCGAAAGAUGUUGGGUGAAAGUCGAAGGCAGCGAACAUGAUAUUAGGCGCGCCAAGGUUCGCAAAAAGUCUUGCUUCUGAAAUGAUUAGCUCCCCGCGAUUACUCGACUUUGAUUUGUUUUUCUAACUCUGAACGUGUUUUUCUAUAGGAUUACAUCUUAGAGGUUUGUUCACGGACUUUCAGCUCCCUUGAAGAAGCAGAGAUUGUUUGGAAGGAAAAUAACAUUACCUCGACUCCAGUUGACAGCAGUUUGACCAAACAAAACACAUCUGUGGUCGAAGUCAAUAACAACGACUGUCAUAAAGACGAAAAAGAGUUGGCUCAGAAAUCCACUGACAAGUUAUUAGACUCUAACGAAAUAAAUCAGGUCAAUCGGAGUGAAAACGCCGAAAAUUAUUUUUCGUCGGGAAAAGUAUCCGAAAAGGAAUGCGCUGAAACAGCAGAACAGACUUCGCCGUCCGUCGAUAUAGAAUUUGCUUCUCGAAGUGCAUUUGAAAUGGUUGUGAAUCGAACUGAAGCUAAAAAACCCAGCGUUAUCGUCGAGAAAGGUAAAGGCGACGAAAAAGGCUGCGAUUCUUCGGUUAGUGACGAAUCGCUAAGAGACUUCGCGAAGAAACUCGGUUACAAUGAAGACACGAUCACAACUGGGCUGAGCAAGCUAGGACCUUCAGCGGACACCAAUUCACUGUUGUCAGAACUCGUGAAAGCUCAAUCUUCUGUUAAACAGUUGGAAGAGGGAUCGUCGACCUUCAACUACGAAAAACCAGUUCCUGUCCCUGAAGACUCGAGCUACCUGAGACCAAUCGUCAUCGAUGGAAGUAAUGUUGCUAUGAGGUAUGUAACGUUUGCUAAAUCUUCAAAUUGCGGUUGUUUCGCAUGGUUAAUGCAUUCUUCAGCUAUUACGCUGUUGGAUUGAAGUUUUGUUGUUGUAAAUAUCAGAUUUAUCUUUCGCGGAAUCACUACUAGCAAAACAAUCGAGCACUUCACUCGUACGACAUUUCUGUUUGCACAAAUAUAAGCUUAUCCACGACGUACAUUGCACAACGAGGCAUGCAAGAUGGCGAUUUCGCUUAGUUAUGCAUUUUAGGUACUUCCAUGAGGGAUUUCAUAAUUUGAUUGCAUGGUACAAGAUUUCACUCGUUUUAUCUGGCGAUAUAUCAAAGUUUUAUCGCUUUAAAUCAAUUAGUGGUCUUUGAGUUUGCAUAAUUGUGCGUGUUUUAGGGCGGAAGGGAAGUGAUACUGGCAAUAGUCACACGUGUGUGCAAGCAAAAUUGUUUUCGAGUUCAAUUGUUUUUAAUCACAUUUGAAUUCGUCGCACGUUUGAUUUGGUAUAUAUCAUUUAGUCUUGUAUAAAUCAGAACAGUUCGGUUUCUAUUUGGCUGUUGUCUCGAAAAUUUUAGUCAGUCUUAGGCAAAACUUGAAUUUGGACUUUGAGAUUUUCCUAAGUUUCCAUACCGAACAUGCCCAAAAUAAUUCUUUGCAGCUCAAAUUUUCGUUAUCGACGUUUUUUGGUUUAGUUUGGAAAAAAUGUUCUCUUGAUCCUUCUCAAACGGAACUGUUGGAAUAAUCUGUUUUUAGAACAUACUUAGGAGUGAAUACUUUCCGGAGGAAAAAAAAUUAUUUGAAUAGGAAUGGAUAAAAUUGCUGAAGUGGUCUUAAUUAGAGAAUGAAGCCAUUUCCGAAAGGUUAUUUUCCUUGUGAUAAAUGUGGGAUAUCGGAAGUUUGGUUCAUAUGCACACAACCUUCACCCGUUACCAAAGUCUCGCUUACAUUUUCCUGUACGCUUUCAUUUUUUGGAGCUUAGCAUAUCGAGAGUAUUUCUUUUCUACAAAAAAAGUUCCUCAUAAAAAACCCUCAGAUAUCCUCUUUUAAAAGGUUGGGGUUGUUGCUACAAAACUUCUUUGAUUUAAGCCUCUAUUGAUCUUUAAGUCAAACAACUUCCAAGGCAAAAAGAAAUUCACAGCACCUUUGCAGUUAUUUUUGCUUGCCAAACUUUCCCUUUCUGUUUUAAGUAUCAUUUUGUGUUACUUUGACUUUGGCAAGGCUAACCUAGUAACAGAAUUAAAUGGCUACUUUGGAAUGAGGGUAUUUAAGUUUUUAAUGAUGCUAGCAAUCAACCAGAUAAGAACAAAAAAAUUUUGAAAUAACCCAAAAGGCUACAAAACUGUUGCUGAAAUAAAGAGGCUUUUAGAGUGCUUAUUAAUUGGACUGGCUAUAUGAACAAGUUUGUCGAAAGGAAGCAUUUUAAAGUAAUCCGAUAUGUCUUCUGGCUUUUUCCUUGACAUGGAAAGGUAUCUCAGAUAUUUCAAAUAUUUGACUCUGGAUAAUUGACCACAGUCCUGAAAUUUUAGAGAAUGACUCUUGAGGGCUUGCAGCUUGAUGCUUGGCAAAAUAGUAGGGUGAAAUCAUAACAUGUUGUCAACCUUGUCAAGACCUUGACACACUACCUAGGGGCCAUGUGCAUGAAAUAAUUGUUGAAAUAGUAAAUUCAGUGUCAAGAGGUAGAAGUUGAAACAUAAUUGGUGUGCACAGGCCAAUUUGUUUUAACUUUUUAACUCCCAAGAUCCUCUCCCCUAAAGCUGCUACACAUUUCUUUGUAAGUUAGUCAUGAGAAUUUAUUGUUUGGCCAAGAUAACUUCUACCUGACAAGAUUGAUAUAUUUAUGAGAAUUAUAAUUUUUUGUUGUGAUUUUGAACUUGGUUAGUUCCAAUAAUGUUUCAUGUCCAGUAAAGCUUGGUUAUGCUUUUUGCUGUGUGUUGGGAUUAUAAUCCUCUGCAUGAAAAUGAAAUGUCAAUUUUAUUUUUAACUGAAUUCUGGACAUUUAAAGGUGGAUCUGUUCUUUUACUCUUUAAAUUAAAAUCCAUUAUUCCAAAUAUGAAGAGAAGCUAGUUUUGAAUCAUCAAUAACCUCAAUUAAAUUUAAUCCUUCUGAGUGAUUUUAUUUUUAUUGUUCUCAUAGUCAUGGGAAUCAGAAAGUAUUCUCCUGUAGGGGAAUUGGCCUUGUGGUGGACUGGUUUCUUGCAAGAAAUCACCUCAACAUAAAAGUUUUUGUCCCUAUGUGGCGUAAAAAUGCACCACGCCCUGACUCGCCAAUUACCAAUCAAGAGGUUCUGAAAAGGCUUGAAGAGGACUGCAUUCUUGUGUGGACCCCAAGCAGAACAGCUGCCAAUGGGAAAAUCAUCAAAUGUUAUGAUGACCGCUACAUCAUCAAGCAUGCUGCUGACAACGAUGGUGUUAUUGUUUCAAAUGACAACUUCCGCGAUUUGAUGGCAGAGAGUCAUGAGUGGAAGAAAGUCAUUGAACAGCGUCUUUUGAUGUACUCAUUUGUUGAUGACAAAUUCAUGCCACCAGAUGACCCUAGUGGGAGGCAUGGUCCUACCUUGGAUGAGUUCCUCAAAAAGGGGCAUGGAAAAUUGUGUCCAUAUCAGCGCAACUGCACAUAUGGAAAGCGCUGCAGAUUUCUGCACCCUGACAGAAACCAAGUGAGGGAACCAAACUGUGUACCAGCUAACACAGCACAUUUACCUCCAGAGGUCCCCUAUGGUCAAGUUUCAAGGUUACCUAAACCACUGCCCCCAUGCCCUCCAAGGCCACUCCCAGCCACACCAACUGAAUUUCACCAAAAGCCUCUGCCAUUACCACCACAUAGUGAAUUCCCUGCAGAAAUGGCAAGGGUAUUUCCACCAACCUUGCGGACAGGCCAGGUCGUGGGAAUUGGAGAGCGCAGAUCCGACCCUUUGCCACGUCAAAAACAACUCCCUCCUGAUGUGCAAGCAAUGCAAGACCGGUUUCAGAGAACUCACAGCAUUGGAAGUGUUCAAGACCAAGCUUGCGGUGGGGCUCCAGUUGGCCCUGUUAGUCCAAUGUUGCGACGUGGAAGUCUACCCCACGCCUGUCAUCCUCAGCAGUACUCAUCCCUAACAGGACACCCUGAUAUAAUGGUGCGUGGCUCUAUGACACUGCCCCGAAUGCAAAAUGAAAAGAGUGUGGUUGGGGGUGAUUGGAUGAUACAAGAGCAGAUGUUUGGAGGGAGCCCAUACCAUUAUAGACCCCAGUACCAUUCCAACCCACCUGUCAGUAGUCCAUCACCUUACAAAGGCCACCCACCAGCAAGCCUUCCACCGAACCACUGGAAUCUUCCACCUUUCUCUCAGGCACACCAUCAGUAUCCUCCUGCACAACAGUAUCAUCAUUACGGACCAGCUCCACCUUACAGUUAUAGUCGCACUCCAUAUGGACAGAACAACAGCUACAUGUACCGCUCACGAGCCCCUCCAAUAAUUGGUGGAAUCUCUGGAGAUGUGACAGAUAAUCCUGAAGAGGGUGAUAACUCAUCAUCACAUGAGGAUCUUAGAAUCAAGGCCUAUGAAAAGCUUUCUGAAAUAUUCCCUGAUGAGGUUGAGAAAGUUCUCAAGAUCCUUGAUAAGUAUUCUGAUGAAACUAGUAUUGAUAUAUUGACCCAGCACAUGUUGGAUGAUGUAGAUGAGUGAGGAAAAAAUUAACCAGUGUUACAGAUCAUAAUUUUUAUGAAAAAAAAAAAAAAAAAAAAAGCUAAGGAACUGUCCAAAAAAUUUGUGCAGAACAACUUAACUUCAGUAGAGAACACACGUUUUUUAUUAUGCUUGAUAUCAUCAAGUUAAAAGUAUAUCUGGUACAUUCGAUGGUGUGGUACAUGUAUAUUUAGUGUGAGGGUGUAGUAAUUUCUGUUCAUUUAUUGAUAAUUUUUAAGUUUGGAGCUUCAUCAAGUAGACUUUGGACAAGAAAUUUUUAGAAUUUGUAGGGAGUGAUGGUUCCUCAAGUUAUAGGGUUGAGUGGUUACAGCAUGUCAACAUUGCUGAUUGAAUUUGUCUGCUUAUUUUUGUGUGUUCUUCACACUCACCUACUUAAGUUUGGAUCUUGAAUUCAUUAAAAAAUUUUUGUUAAUAUUGGAAAAUUUAAGCCAUGCUUCCAGUAGGCAACUUGGAGAAAACCUUCUCUUGGUAUCUUAGCGUAGUCUAAUUUCAGCGAUUUAUUGUUUUAAACGACAAAGGUGGCAUUUACAGAGAUUUCAUCUGUAUACUUCUGGGAAUGUUCAGAGGAUAUUUGUAAAAAGGUUUUCUUGUCUGUCAUUUUAUAAAUGCCAUUAUUCCUUAAAUUUUUAUGAGGUGUGAUUGAAGUUUUAGCUAAAUAUUCGUGCAGGAUAGCAGUUGAACUGGUAAGUUCAUGCAUUUUGAUGUUGACAUGCUAGUAAUAUUUUUAAACAAGGAAUUUUUCUAUUAGGACAGGUCUUAAAUACACACUCAUUAAAAUUUUAAUACAAUAAAAAUAACUUAAGUUGGAAAUGGUUAGUGGAAGGAACAUUGAUCAGAGAAUGCCUGAGAAGUAAUGAUCCAUGGUCAAUUGAGAAAAACGUUUUUUGUAUGGUUUUUAGUGCCUUUAAUCAACAUAUGAAGUAAUCCAGUUAUCUUAUAAAUAGGAUGCCAAGGCUUUAUAAUCUAUUUACAGUCAAUAUUUUAUACUGGGAAAAUAAUGGAAGGGGUUUUACAGGCAGAACAUAUUGAUCAAAUUUUUGGGUCAGAACAUGGUUUCUUGCUAGCCAAGAGAUCCUUGCUGGUCGAGCAGUUUUGUAGCACUCAUUCUUAAAUGGAAAUAUCUAUUUUCUAUGCAUGCGGUUGCCAUCAUCCUUGGCAGCACCUUAACCCUUUAACUCCUGUGAGUGACCAAGACAAAAUUUAUUCUUACUAUAUCUAGACAAUGUUAUGCCAACAAGUGAUGAGAAUAAAGUAAAAUAUCAUUUAUGGGAUUACAACUUGAUCCAAUACCUAAUUCUCCAAAUUGACAUCAUAAUAAUUGUAUGGAAGACAGAAAGAGAAUUACUGAUGAGAUCUUAGGAGUUAAAGGGUUAAGGGAACUAUGUCAAUUGUGCAUCAAUGUGAUGUCUGUAAUCUGAGUUAAUCUUUUCAAUCUUGUACCUACCAUCCAUGCAAUGUUUGAUGUUUUUCACCCCAGACAUUUCAUUUUAUUUUUAUGAUCUACCAUGCUGGAGUUGAAAAAAAAAUUGCUUAAAAUAUUGAUGUAGCUUCCUUGAUCAGUAAUUAAUCUCUAAGAGUGGUAAAGUGGUAUGUAGUCAAGGUUAAGUUGACUUAAAAUCAUAAUUUGGCAUGCUACUUUGUUCUGAUGGAGUGGAAUUUGAAUGCAAGAAAGUUUUGUUAAUGUAUUUAAGGUGUUACUGGUCAUGUACAGGUUUUCAUCAGCUUUUCUCUGAUGUUCAGCUUUUUGUAAUAUUUGCAAUGUGAAGUGAUUUUGAUAUCAUUUUUGUAGGUAUGUUAGUAUAUUCCAGAGCUUAUUGUUUGACUUCAUGUUAUUUAAACCCUUAAUAUUGCUGAGUCAAUUAUAUACACUUGUUAACUUUUUUUCUCAUGAGAGUGGAUUAUCAAAAAUCUUAAAAUAUGAGGCAAUUUCCUCAACACUUAGUGGUGAAUAUUUAAAAUGUACCCUCUGGUGAGGAUAUGGUCACAAACUGGAACUCAAAGAAAAUGUUCUUAUCUGUGCCACUGGAGAGAAUACUAUCUUACAAACAAUUUAUUCUAAUUUUUGCAAAUUUUAA